Aaosphaeria arxii CBS 175.79 is the source of this 3201-nucleotide messenger RNA. RefSeq lists its product as uncharacterized. Gene Ontology annotation, cellular component: nucleus. Bases 462 to 3098 code for a protein of 878 amino acids. Gene Ontology annotation, molecular function: DNA binding; zinc ion binding; DNA-binding transcription factor activity, RNA polymerase II-specific. The transcript is spliced from 6 exons. The record is from RefSeq and is a predicted model, not a curated record. NCBI's taxonomy places the organism in Eukaryota, Fungi, Ascomycota, Dothideomycetes, Pleosporales. Gene Ontology annotation, biological process: DNA-templated transcription; regulation of DNA-templated transcription.
CGUCGUCAAGCCCCCCGUCUCAUCCCACCCAUUUUUGAUCACAGGCGUAGAUGAUAAAAUAGUUCAGCUUUCUCUAGAACCCUAGCUACCUUUCCAAAUCUCCUUAUCCUACCGUUUCUGCCGGUACCGCCCCAUACCUCCUACUCGACGUCUUUCCAUGCCGCCCUAUCCUCUAAUGCAUCUUGUCUUAGUUGCGAAGGAUGCCUGAUUGUCCACCGCAAAGCUCCUAAUCUGAUCCCCAUAACUUAUCACUACUAGUACUGCUGUUAUCCAAGACAAUAAUCGUCCUCCUCCUACGCUGUAAUACUUCCCCUCGCCUCCGAAAUUCGUACUGUCGCGACAUUUGAAAUCAUCGUUAGACAAGCCAUCCAAAUUGUCCCGCAGCAGCUUACGCGGGGUGCGCCGGCUGCACCCUCAACGACCUCAUUCGAAGUUCCCAUUGACGACUACACAUUCCCACCAUGCCUUCGGUGGACUCAGAUUCCCCGGACGACACCUUCUUCAACGACCUAUCCCAGCAGGCUCCCGAGCCGACCGAACAUAACGAAUCGCCGACGGGGCCAGCUGGCCAGGACAAGCAAAGAGACGAUGCGGCGAAACCAAAGAGAAUAGCUUGCAUACUGUGUCGGAAGAGGAAGUUGCGAUGUGACGGUACAAGACCUACCUGCGGUACCUGCAAGCGACUCUCCCACGAUUGCGCGUACGACGAGGUACGAAAGAAGAGCGGGCCGAAGCGGGGAUACGUGAAGCUGCUGGAAGCUAGACUUCAACAGGUAGAAACGCUGCUGAAGAACCAGGAAUCGUCCGAUCAGAAUAAAGAUGCCUCCCAAGAUCCGGCCUCCGCGUACGUUGCAAGCACAAUCCAACAGGGUCUACCCAAUGUACCGGAUUUUUUGAACACAGACAAUGGAACGGGGAAUUUCGCAAGGUCAGGAUCGCCGGCUCCCGAUGCGUUUGGCAUGAAUGCGCCCGCUGGAGCAGCUGAAGGCGACUUUCCAUGGGAAAUGAUAGGUCUAGGCUUGGACGAGCCUCUACCACCUCAGGAUGUCAUGGACGACUUGUACAACAUCUUCUUUCAAAAAAUCUAUCCAUCGUUGCCGAUUAUGCACCGGCGGAGGUUCAUGGCAGCCAUGAAUCUCGCGCCGCACAUGCGACCUCCAGUGUGUCUGCGCUACACAAUGUGGACAUUGGCCGCAUCCGUGACAGAUAAAUAUGACGCACUACAAGAACAUUUCUACCAGCGAGCACGGAAAUACGCCCAGAUGGACGAGAUGAAAGGCCACGGCGAAUCGACCAUCACUUUAGCUCAUUGCCAGACAUGGGUUUUGAUGAGCACCUACGAAUUCAAACAGAUGUAUUUCCCUCGAGCUUGGCUCUCCGCCGGAAGAGCGGUGCGUCUCGCGCAAAUGAUGCAGCUACAUCGAUUGGAUGGCGCUGGUCUAGACGUGAAACAAUGUUUGCCGCCCCCCAAGGACUGGACGGAGAGAGAGGAGAGGAGGCGGACGUUUUGGAUGACGUUUUGUAUUGAUCGAUAUGCUAGCAUUGGCACAGGCUGGCCAGUGUCGAUUGACGAGCGAGACAUCUUGACCAAUCUCCCAGCGACAGAGGAUGCAUUCGACAGAAGCAAGCCAAUGCCUACGAGCACAUUAGAGGACUGCUUGAAACCUGGAGGCGCAAACUCGAUGCAAGCAUUCGGCGGAGUUGUACUCACCGCCGCACUCUUCGGUCGCAACCUACUACAUCUUCAUCGACCCGAGGCCGAUGACCGUGACGAUGAUCUUAACGGCGGGUUCUGGACACGGCAUCGCAAUAUUGAAGGUUUCCUUCUAAACACCGCAUUGAGCUUGCCGGAUCAUCUUCGUCUGCCCACCGGACUCUCUGAUCCGAACGUGGUAUUCCUCAAUAUGUGCAUUCACACCUCCGCCAUUUGCCUGCAUCAAGCCGCAAUCUUCAAAGCAGAUAAACAUCGACUCCCAGCCAACGUCAGCAAUGAGAGCAAAAUCAGAUGUGUUACCGCAGCUGCUGAAAUUGCGUCGGUGAUGAGAAUGAUCAGCCAUAUGGAUUUGUCUGCAAUGAACCCUUUCAUAUCGUUCUGUGUGUACGUUGCAGCUCGUGUAUUCGUUCAGUACCUCAAGACGCGACCAAAGGACCACCAGAUGAACUCUUCUCUCCAAUUUCUCUUGCAAGCCAUGCAAGCAUUGCGACGCAAGAACCCCUUAACGGAGUCUUUCCUGGUUCAGCUUGACCUCGAUUUGGAGACAGCGGGCGUUCUGGGCAUGCACUCUAAAGUUUAUAACUUACCGGCUCGUGGCGCAAACCCUAUCCUUUCAAAUGGUGAUCCAGUUCAAUGUAUCCCAGUUGUCAACAUCCGAGAUGCAGAGGGUGAGCAAGCCCCCGUGAAUCAGUUCGGAAAUAGCAAUACGGCAACGCAGAAUCGACCAUCGCAGUUCAAAGGCAACUCGCCAGGCCCGCCGUUCCACGUCGCGAACCCGAUCGGUAACAUGGACAUACAUCCCACAGGUGGCUUUGCGACAUCGCAAGGCGAAGGACAGGCGAAUAUCCCCACACGAAAUGGAUCAGGGAGUCAUGAACAUUAUACGACAAAUGGUGUCGGGGUAUCUACGAACGACCCCUACAUCAUGGGCGAUGGCAAUGAGAUGGACCUUUCUGCAGACGGUAGCGUAGAGCACCCUAGUCCGGCAACACUGAAUUCGCAAUCAAGAGGCGGGUCUACCUCACAAAGCUCGUACUCUCCCUCUCAACCGCAGGAUGAGAUGCAAAACCUCCAAUACCGGCCGUCACCCAAACCCCUGACCAGCCAAAUUCCAUUGGCGCAUAGUACUGCUUCGAGCAGUAACACGCAGUACUUUACGACGACAAACACGAUGUUUUCGCAGCCUGUUUAUGAUAACACGAAUACUAUGAUGAAUCCAGGUUCGCUCAAUAACGGAUUCGUGGGCCAGAGCGACUGGGAGUUCUCGACCAUGGCCACGGGGAUGACUCCCAUGUCGGAAGGCAGCUGGAACCAGAUGCUUGAGACCAUCAAUCUCGGAUGGGAUUCAUUAGGGCCGCCUCACGGGAAUAAUAGAUCAGGGUAGCAGUGCUAUUACUGGCAAUGGAUUAUGGCUUUGGUGCGAAAAAGGACAGGAUACCCCAUUUUUUAACUAUAUUAUUUGGUACACAGUAGAUGAUGCGGCGCAU